AUGUUUUAUGAAGGAAUUACAUCCAUUGUACAUAGUGGUAUAUGAUAUUGCUAUUUAAGAAUUUUAUAUAAAAAGUGGAAAUGGUCCUUCUAUUUAAAGGAACAUUUUUGAAAAUGUUGAUUAUGAUGAUUAUGAGAAAUAAUAAAUUGAAGAAAUUAAAACGAAAAUGAAGGAAAAAGGUUUGUAAAUAAAAUUAAAAAGAAGUAUAUUAUUAAAAAUGUUGAUGAAUUCUCAAUAUAAUAUUGAAAAAGCAAUUAUUGUAUGAUAUUUUUUAUACUAAAAACACUUUAGAAUUGCUAAUCUCAUUUAAAUUUUCUAUAAGAAUACUAAAAACAAGAUUAUAUUAAUGAUUUAAGGAAAGGGUAUCUAUAUGUUUGUGGAUUUGACAAUUAAUUUCGUCCUGUCAUAGUGAUUAGAGAAUAUUGCGAUAUAAAAAUAAUUGCUUACUUUUUAGAAACAGUUAAAAGACAAUUAUUAAUUGAUUAUUAUGUUGAAAAUUGGACAGUUAUUUUAGAUUUAGAUAAUGAUUUACCAGUUUUAGAACUUGAUGAUUUAAUGUUUUUGUAAUUGCAUUUUUAUGGAAACUUAAAUAAAAUUUUAAUAGUUAAUGGGCCAGAUGAUAUAGAUGACAUUGUUAAAUAGUUUACUGGUAUUCAUAAUCUUAAUUAAAAUUGUAGAAAAAAUAAAAGAUUUAUAAGUUAAAAUAAAAAUAAUUACAGAAUAUUAACAAAUAUUACAAUAUAUACCAAAAGAAUAAUUAGAAAUCAAAUAUGGGGGUGAUUUAAAUAAUAUAGAAUUAUUUUGGUAAAAUGAAUAAAUUUAAUAUAGGCCAAUCUUAAAAAGAGAAACUCAUACUGGUACAAGUAAGUUAUUAAAAAAGAAUUCUCAUUUAUCAAUAAAUUCUAUGGGUAGUUCAAUAAAUAAAAAACCAAGUUUCAUGAAAAUAACUGUAUUAGAAGAAAAUGGAAAUCCUUUAUUAAAUUAAUAAGUGGAAGUUUUUGAAGAUUAAAUAGAAUCUUAGUAAGGAGAACAAUAAUAACAAAACAAUUUUUAAUAAUAAUAAUAAUAAUAAUAAGAAGAUUUCGAAGAAAAAUCUAAAUCUUAUUAAAGCACUACUACAAAAAAGUAAGAUCAAUAAUUUAUUUAAAUUGAUGAUGAUGAAGAUGAUUUGAUUGAAAUGGAAAGUGAAGAUAUGGAUAAAAGAAAAGGAAAAAAACAAAUUACUAAAAAAUAUGGUGAAGCUACUAAAACUACUACUUAUUCUUAAAAAUAAACUAUUUUAGAAGGAGAAAAAGAAAUUCCAUCUUCAUUUUCUUGUUGUUCUAGAUCUUGUUUGAUAUUUUGA
Molecule: messenger RNA, 1345 nt
Organism: Paramecium sonneborni
Lineage: Eukaryota; Ciliophora; Oligohymenophorea; Peniculida; Parameciidae
Source: the annotation of a GenBank genome assembly